AUGCUGGCCAACCGUCUAAAACAGGUCAUUCCAUCAAUUAUCUCCGAUACCCAGAAUGCUUUUGUUCAUGGAAGACAGAUUCAAGACAAUAUUGUGGUUGCUCAUGAGGUUUACCACUACUUGAGGCUGAAACGAAAAGGAAGCAAAUUUAAAGCAAGUUUAAAGAUGGAUAUGAGCAAGGCUUAUGACAGAGUCGAAUGA
This is a messenger RNA of Prunus armeniaca (apricot), 201 nucleotides long. NCBI's taxonomy places the organism in Eukaryota, Viridiplantae, Streptophyta, Magnoliopsida, Rosales, Rosaceae. The record is from the annotation of a GenBank genome assembly.